AUGUCGGUUGAAGAAAAGGACAUCGCUGUCUUCGCCAUCCAUAUCAUCCUACGACUCAUCACUGAUGGGGAAUGCGUAGCGGUCGAGGGGGGCGCGCGCAAAGCUAUCUCUCGUAGUGCUGGUGAUGUCGAUGAGUCCUGGCACGCAUCCAUCAACAGACGGGGGAACGCGUCAAAACAAACCCGAGAUGAGACUGACGGACGUACCAAAGAGUCAUUGAGGAGCAGCCACCGGCGGAAGUGCACCAUUGAGGAAUCGCCGUGCCAAGACAUCGAAGACAAUGUGCGCGCGCUGUUCAGUGAAGCAAAGACAAGCAGACGAGGAACGUUGGUGGUCGAUGCUGGCAAUCAAGAUAACAGUUAUUCACGCUCGAGACGCCUGCUUCUAAAAUCAGGCGCUGCUAGUCCUGUCACACGUAUGAACCCGAGAGUCACUCAAUGCCAAUCUCCACGACAACUAACGCGCCAAAACGCCAAGGGAGCGAAGAGUAUCGUGAGGUACAGAGGUCUAUCUAGCAAAAGUACAUUGGCUUUCACAUUAGCAAAAAGUUCACGGUGGCAGUGGGUGAAGGAUGAUAGCGGCAAGUAUGUGAAGGACCUGCGCUUCUUGACGUACUUCUUUAACCAUUAUGAACCGAAAGCGAAAAGUGAUAUCAAUACAAGUCAACGAGACGAGGAUCGUGAAUAUACCUGUGUAGGAGUCAUAGACCAAGUGGCGACGGCUUUCGGUCAAGAGGUCCUAGUAGCCGUGUUGGAGGACGUGAAACGGAAUUUCGACUACAUUAGGGCUAGCGGUACCGAUGUCCACAAUGGCUACAACAAUCAAGCCAUGUCGGGGGGCAGCUCGUACAUGGAUAGCGACCAGACCAGUCAAAUUCUGAGUUGUCGAGAUACUCCUGCUCUGGGAAGGCAGCAUAAUCAUAGUCAAGUCGAAGUUCGCGUUCUCGGUGACACGGUAGUCGAGACUUUCUGCAUUGGUGUUCUAGGCAGUGUAGGCGAAGGGGAACCGAAGAUCAGGGAGGAAGCAGAGAAGGAAGACAAGGCGGUAAUGGACUAGGGUGCGACGGAAUGACGCUGAGGGCUCCGACGACAUUGCCGAC
Messenger RNA from Desarmillaria tabescens, 1099 nucleotides. RefSeq lists its product as uncharacterized. Bases 1 to 1056 code for a protein of 351 amino acids. NCBI's taxonomy places the organism in Eukaryota, Fungi, Basidiomycota, Agaricomycetes, Agaricales, Physalacriaceae. The record is from RefSeq and is a predicted model, not a curated record. The transcript has 12 exons.